This is a messenger RNA of Coniosporium apollinis CBS 100218, 1659 nucleotides long. RefSeq lists its product as uncharacterized. The coding region runs from base 1 to 1659 and encodes 552 amino acids. NCBI's taxonomy places the organism in Eukaryota, Fungi, Ascomycota, Dothideomycetes. The record is from RefSeq and is a predicted model, not a curated record. Gene Ontology annotation, biological process: regulation of DNA-templated transcription. Gene Ontology annotation, molecular function: zinc ion binding. Gene Ontology annotation, cellular component: nucleus. The transcript has a single exon.
AUGGACUUAAAUAGCUGGGCUCUGCCUCAACUAUCUCGGCUUCUCCCACUCGAUGAAGGCUCUUUGCGGCAGAUCAUAACAUAUACCGACACUCUGCCGAAGAACGCUGCCGCGGAACAUCUAAAAAAUCUGCUUGGUGACUCGCCACAAGCACUUGAAUUUAUCACAUCCUUCAACUCGCGGCGAGCAGCCGCACCAGAUGAGCCGUCCUCGCAACAGGGUCACAGAGAGCAACGUAGCGAUGUCUCAGAAGUCCCUCGAGCAAGACCAAGACAGCAAAAGAAGCCAAAUCAGUUCAAUAAACUGCCCCCAGCACGACGGCCAGAGGACUAUGGGAACCAAUCAGGCGGCUACAUCAAGAAAGAUGAACAAGACUAUAUGUCCGGGGCCUCUAGAGCGCGGAAAGAGCCUCAGCUAGCAAAUGCGCUACAGCUCCAAGAGAAGCCAGAUGCACGCCAGCUUCCAUCAAUCACCUCCAAACUCUCAGCCACGAACCCGGCGGUCCCAACGCCUAAACCCCCACCCUCAGCAGCAGGACCGCUAAUUUCAGAUAUCAAAUCCAACUCACGCCCCUCCUCCCGCCAAGCCUCGCCCGCGCCCAAACCCAGCGCCGCAAAGACCAAAGUCGCCAUCACAGGCGGCACAUCCAUGCACGGCUCGUCCUCCACGCUCUCCGACUUAGACUCCGCGAUCCGCGCCCUCGAAAUCCAAACAAACCCCUCCCUCUCCACCUCCUCCCGCGAAGACACCCUCAAGCGCCGCUGCAACUGCAUGGCCACCCGGCACCCCCUGCUAGCCGCGGCGCCGAACUGCCUCUCGUGCGGCAAAAUCAUCUGCGUAAAAGAAGGACUCGGUCCCUGCACCUUCUGCGAGCGUCCGCUGCUCUCCCAGUCCGAGAUCCAGGGCAUGGUGCGCGUCCUCAAAGAAGAGCGGGGCCGCGAAAAGAUGGACGCGAAUAACCUCGCCCAGCGCCGCGCAGAGGUGUCGAAGGCCCCGCGCGCUUUCACCUCGGUUUCUGGCGCGGCUUCUCCCGUGGUGAGCAGACCCGGCACCCCGACCUCGGACUCUGAGAGGCUCUCCGCGGCUCUCGCGCACCGCGACAAGCUGCUCGACUACCAGGCCCAGAACGCCCGAAGGACCAGGAUCCACGACGAGGCGGCGGACUUCGAGACGCCGAGCAGCGGCCAGAGCAUGUGGGCCUCGCCGGCGGAGCGGGCACUGCAGCUGAAGCGGCAGCAGAAGGUGCUGAGGGAGCAGGAGUGGAGCGCGCGGCCGGAAUGGGAGAAGCGGAAGGUGGUGGCUAGUAUUGAUCUUGUGGGCGGCAAGGUUGUUAAGAGGAUGGAGCGGGCGGAGAGGCCGAGGACGCCGGAGAGUGAGGGGGAUGGUGAGAAUGGUGCUGCGGGGCCGGUGCAAGGGGAGGGGAGGGGCGGGGGCGGGGGCGCGUUUAGUAGAAAUCCGCUGCUUGGAGCGCUGAUUAGGCCGACGAUCGGGGAGAGCGGGGGGAAAGGGAAGGAGGUUGAGCGGGAGAGGAGGACCGCGUGGAGGAGGGUGCAGGAUGAUAAGGAUGAUAAUGAGCAGUGGAUCCUUGACGGAGGGGCUUACGGUGGAACGAUAGAUGGGAGAAGAAUCGGAGACGAGGAGCAUGGACAUGGCUCAUAG